Molecule: messenger RNA, 3587 nt
Organism: Physcomitrium patens
Lineage: Eukaryota; Viridiplantae; Streptophyta; Bryopsida; Funariales; Funariaceae
Product: DNA repair protein RAD4
Biological process (GO): nucleotide-excision repair; mismatch repair
Cellular component (GO): nucleus; XPC complex; nucleotide-excision repair factor 2 complex
Molecular function (GO): single-stranded DNA binding; damaged DNA binding
Source: RefSeq, a predicted model, not a curated record
AGCCUCGCCCCCAUCACGGGAGCUUCAUCUUCACGCUUGAGCUGGGGGACUUUAGAGCAUUGGCGAGUCCGCAAUUCGAGUCUUCUCGUUUGCUUCCGGUGGUACACAGUUGGCUCUGCAGGAAUUUGGCAAAAACUGAAGACGAACCAGUGGCAAUCAAGCAGGCCAAUUGAUGCGGACUCGACGGAGCAAAAAAUCUCAGGAAGGAGAUUCUGGCUUAGAUAGCCUCCUCAGGAGCUUGCAUGAAGAUGACGCUUCAGCUCGCGGUGGAGAUGGCACCGCUGCCCCAGAUACUUUGGCGGAUGCGUCGCGUCAUACUGUGGAUCAACUGCUGGAUCGGGUUGGAUCUAAACGGAAAAAGCGGGUUGGAGUUUCAUCCAGGGCCAUCAUUGAUUUACCUGAUGGACGGGGUUCUCAGAGGAAUACUCCCAAAGUAGUUUGUGGAAUGCGUGCACGGACAACUCAAGAGCUUGAAUCAAGCCAGCGAAAUUCUGAACCGAGCACGUCUGAGCCGGCAAGCGCCAGUCUUUCUCAACCAGUUGAAAGACAGGAGGAUAACGACAGCCAUGUUCCAUGUGAUGAGGACUUCGAUUGGGAAGACGGUGAUGAUGGGACCCGAAUUGAAGGAGCUGAUGAUACUAUUCAGAAAGGAUGGUCUGGAAAAAUUACCUUCGACGUUGAUAACAGUCCUGGAGAGGAAUCGGAAAAGAGAUCGAAGAAGUUCAAUCUUCGAAGGGCUAAUGCCAAUGACAAGGAAUUUGCUGCCCAAGUACAUAUGGCACAUUUGCUGUGUUUGUUAGCUCGAGGAAGGAUAGUAUCUCAAUCAAGUGAUGAUUCGCUACUCCAGGCUGCUCUUGUUUCUUUAUUGCCCCCCCGUCUUCUUCCAUCUGCUGAUGCGGACAGAGUAACAAUUGGACGCGUAGAGCAUCUAGUUAGCUGGUUUAAAAACCAAUUCCGAUUGCUGACGCCUGAUGAAGGUCCAUCAAGACUCCACAAAGAGGAUGCUGAAGCAUUGGAAUCACGUUUGCAAGAAGUUCUUCAGAAGCAGUGUGGCUCAGCAGAAGAGCUUGCAGCACUUUCGGUUGCAAUGUUCCGAGGGCUGGGUUACAUUUGUAGGUACGUGACGAUACUGGAUGUUGCCUCCAUUAAACCUGAUGCCGAAAGUCUUGAAGCGUCUGUUGAUUGGGAUCCCAGUGCUCCGUUCUGCCAUUCACGAAUCGGGCCUCAGUUUCAGUUUGAGUUGAGGCAGCAGGUUGCAGAGCUUAGCAAGGUUUUAGCUCGUCCUGGACCUCAAGUAUCAACAAACACUUCUAGUCCAAUGGGUGAGAUUCUGGCGAUGCCAUCUGGAGAUACUGGUAGAAGAAACAGUGGAGGCUCCACAGCUAGUACUCCACCUGGAGAGAGGGGCCUUGAUGGUUCUGGUCGCGGCGGUGGUCGAGGUCGAGGUCGAGGCCGAGGUCGUGGCAAAGGGAAAAAUAUUGAUGACGAGUCUCCACUAGGGGCAGGUGCAAUUAGUAAGACCACACCAGCUAAAAAGGGACGACGACGCACAAAAGCAGAUAAUAAUGUUAAACAGGAAGAAAGUCCUCAGACUGUAAGGCGAAAUUCGAAAAGGAAAGGGGAUGAAGAGUUCGAAGCACAGCUAGCCAUGGCACUUGCUGCCACUGCUGCAGCUGCAAAGGCAGAGGCCACACAGACCAGUCCAGCCAGCAAUGGGAAAGAGGAGAGCAGCGUCAAGGAGCUUUGUUGGUCACAACGACGGGACAGUACCGAAAGCAAUGGAGGAAAGUCCAAAUUAUUUGAAUUUGGGGCAAAAGGUGUUAGUAGUGGGUCUGUAUGGUCCUGGAAGAUGGGUCCCGUGUUGCACUGGGCAGAAAUCUACUGUGGAGGCGAAGGCAGCACUGGAAGGUGGGUACACGUGGACGCCACUAGAGGGAUUGUAGAUGGAGCUGCACAAGUGGAAGGGCAAACAGCUGCGUGUCGAUCACCAUUGCGUUAUGUUGUUGCUUUCGCUGGUGCUGGAGCUAAAGAUGUGACACGCAGGUACGUGAGCUUGUGGUCAUCUGUAGAACCUCUCAGGGUGGAUUCAGAAUGGUGGGAGUCGACCAUGCUUCCUCUUAAACAACUGGAAGCAGCUGCAACUUCUGGACCUUCAGUGAUACUUCCAUCCUCAAUGUCCUCGCAAUCUACCUUGGGAAAAAAGUCAGAAAUCAGCGAUAAAUCUGCUGGAAAUUUGCCUCAGUGGACUCCUCGCGCUGAUCGAGAGGAUAUGGAAUUGGACACAAAGCUUUUUACGGAACCUCUGCCAACUAAUCAGCAGGCUUACAAAACUCAUCACAUUUACGUGCUGGAGAGGUGGCUUAAGAAGUAUGAAAUCAUAUAUCCAAAAGGUCCAGUGCUGGGAUACUGUGCUGGGCAACCAGUCUUCCGGCGGAGUUGUGUGCAGACGUUGCAUACCAGUGACAGAUGGCUUCGAGAAGGUCGCAAAGUUAAACCGGGGGAGUUGCCUGCUAAGAUAGUUAAAUCGCGAGCCACACCAAAACAGAGCACUGGCGAUGCUGAGGACUCAACACAGGAGGAAGGCAAAAAGGAACCCAUCAUGGCCGAGUUGUUCGGGGAAUGGCAAACUGAAGAGUUUCAGCUUCCUCAAGCAGUUGGUGGGAUUGUACCGAGGAAUGAACGGGGGCAGGUGGAUGUAUGGUCGGAAAAGUGCUUGCCACCCGGCACUGUACACUUGCGGUUUCCUCGACUGGUUCCUGUGUGUCAACGUUUAGGAGUUGAUUUUGCACCUGCUAUGGUAGGCUUUGAAAUUCGCAGAGGGCAUUCGGUACCAGUGUUUGAAGGACUGGUGGUAUGCGAAGAAUUCAAAGACGCAAUAAUGGCGGCGUAUGCUGAAUACGAGGAUCAACGAGCCAUACAGCUUCUGAAGAAAAGAGAGGAGCGAGCAACGAUCCGAUGGCGCCAGCUUCUGCUCUCAAUCGCCACUCGGAAACGUCUGCGAGAAACGUACCAAGGGGACCCUUCAGAAGAAGCUGCAGCUGUCACCACAAAGCAGAAAAUUUCUCCCGAACCUGCAUCAAAUACAGUCCAAGGUGAGAGUGUUACUAACUUGUCUACUUCGCCUUCCAAGGAAGACACCAGUUCCCAAGCAGCCGAGGCUGCAAACUCUGCACAUAAGCAUCACUACCUGGAGGAUAAUGAAAGUCACAAUGCAGAGACUGGCAUCACAACAAAGCGGUGUCGAUGUGGAUCUAUGAUCCAAGUAGAGCAGAUGUAGGAACUGAAGAUUUAGAAUCCUUAAUCUUCAUCAAUCCUAGGCAGAUUCUUUGUAGCUUAGAUCUCUAGCAUUGAAGAAAAACUCUUGGUGAUUGGCAAUCUCCAAGUCAGUGUUUCUUUAUACAAUCUCCUCACAGCUAUUUUUAUUGACAGCUACUGUGUGGGGGGUGGGGGGGGGAUGAGGGAAAUCGUCCUGUUUUCCUUCACAAUUCUUUUGUUCUCAUGUGAUUGAAUAUCGGCAAAUGUUUGUAAUUGCCACAUUCAAGUCAAAGUUUGUCAUUCUUCCUCAUGUGGAGGUGUUCAGGCUUGAA